AUGAAGCUUUAUAGCCUUCAUGUCCUUUUAGCCCUCAUCUUCUUCUAUGAGCAACAUGUCUCCGCAUUUCAGAGGGGCCAGGUUUUAUCUGCUCUUCCUAUAAUCUCUAAGCAAGUUGAAAUUCUGCAAAAUCUUACUUCAUCAUACGAGAUUGUUCUCUGGCAACCCGUAAUGGCAGAAUUCAUUGCGAAGAAUAAAGAAGUUCAUUUUUUUGUGAAUGACUCGGAUGUAAGCAUCGUGAAAGCCCAUUUAAAUGUGAGCAGCAUUCAAUUCAAGGUCUUGAUGGAAAAUGUUGAAGAUCUCAUUCUACAGCAGACCUCCAAUGAUACAUUUAGCCCCCGGACCUUCUCAUCAUACUAUGAACAGUAUCACUCCAUGAAUGAAAUCUAUUCUUGGAUAGAAGUUAUAACUGAGCGGUAUCCUGCUAUGAUUGAAAAACUCCACAUUGGAUCCUCAUAUGAGAAGCACCCACUUUACGUUUUAAAGGUUUCCAAGAAAGAACAGACUGCUAAAAAUGCUGUAUGGAUUGACUGUGGAAUGCAUGCCAGAGAAUGGAUUUCUCCUGCUUUCUGCCUGUGCUUCAUAAACUAUGUAACUCAAUUCCAUAGGAAAGAAACGUUGCACACUAAUAUCCUGAGACACGUGGAUUUCUAUGUCAUGCCAGUGAUUAACGUGGAUGGUUAUGAGUACACCUGGAAAAAGAAUCGAAUGUGGAGAAAGAACCGAUCUUUUCAUGAGGGCAAUAGUUGCAUCGGAACAGAUCUGAACAGGAACUUUGCUUCUAAACACUGGUGUGAAAUAGGUGCAUCAAGUUAUCCGUGCUCAGAAACCUACUGUGGACCCUACCCUGAAUCGGAACCAGAAGUGAAGGCAAUGGCUGAUUUCUUGAGAAAAAAUAUCAACCACAUUAAAGCUUACAUAAGUAUGCAUUCAUACUCCCAACAUAUAUUGUUUCCAUAUUCCUACAACAGAAGCAAAAGCAAAGACCAUAAAGAGCUGUCUCAAGUGGCCAGUGAAGCUGUUCGUGCUAUUAAGAAUACUAAUAAAAAUACCAAGUAUACACAUGGCAGUGGCUCAGAAACCUUAUACCUAGCUCCUGGAGGUUCGGAUGACUGGAUUCAUGACCUGGGCAUCAAAUACUCGUUUACAAUUGAACUUCGAGAUACAGGCAGAUAUGGAUUCUUGUUGCCUGAACGUUACAUCAAACCAACUUGUGAAGAAGCUAUCGCUGCUGUUUUGAAAAUAGUCUGGCAUGUCAUCAAAAAUGUUUAA
Messenger RNA from Orycteropus afer afer, 1272 nucleotides. It is a transcript of the gene CPB2, whose product is annotated as carboxypeptidase B2. The record is from RefSeq and is a predicted model, not a curated record. The coding region runs from base 1 to 1272 and encodes 423 amino acids. The transcript is spliced from 11 exons. NCBI's taxonomy places the organism in Eukaryota, Metazoa, Chordata, Mammalia, Tubulidentata, Orycteropodidae. Gene Ontology annotation, molecular function: zinc ion binding; metallocarboxypeptidase activity. Gene Ontology annotation, biological process: fibrinolysis; proteolysis.